AUGGUGGUCAUAUCACGAUUAAGCUUCUACUCUUCUUUCUUGUUACUGCUACGGCUCGUCGCCGCUCAAAACAGCCCUUCUGAAGAUGAACGGUCAGGGUUCUCUUCAACCACGGGUAUAGUCAUGAUCGUGCUGGUCAGCGUUUUCUUCGCACUUGGAUGUGUCUCCGUCUACAUGCGAAGGUGUCUCGAGCAAACUCUAGGGUUCAACGAUGAUCGACCUGGUGACCCGGGAAACUGGAAUAACGUGAGACAGACGGCGCGUGGGCUCGACGAGUCUGUCAUAGAAACGUUCCCCACGUUUCGUUACUCCACCGUGAAGACGUUGAGAAUCGGCAAAGAAGCGUUGGAGUGCCCCGUUUGCCUCAAUGAGUUCGAGGACGACGAAACGCUUCGUUUGAUUCCUCAAUGUUGCCACGUGUUCCAUCCUGGUUGCAUAGAUGCCUGGCUACGUUCUCAAGCCACGUGUCCUCUCUGCCGCGCCGAUCUGGUGCCUGUACCGGGUGAGUCUGUUUCUUUCGAGGUACCCGGCUUAGCCAGAGAAACCGGUCAUAACUCUCCCCGGACGCCGAUUGAUGAUAGCCGGAGAAGCAUUUUGAGUUCUCCGGACGAGCGGAUGAUUGACUCAGUGGCUUGGACAGGUAACCAGAGCAUGCCUCGUAAAUCCAUGUCUACCGGGUGGAAAUUAGCCGGAUUGUUCAGCCGGUCAAGUUCGACCGGUCAACCAGGGGAAAAUCUAGACCGGUUCACGCUAAGAUUACCCCAAGAGAUUCACGAUCAGCUGGUGAGCCAAGGGUCAAAAGGCCAUGUGGCGUUACCUCAAGAGAGGAGCUCGAUACAAGGGUACAGAACUGGAAGCCUAGGGACAGAAAGAAACUAUUUCUACUUUGAACGGUUUGAUCAAGACGGUCGGUUCGACCGAAGACCGUUCUCUAUGACUCCUCCAUACCGGACCGGUUCCAUCCAGUCUCCUGUUAUCGACGGCAACGGUAAUUACCAGGAGCGUGCUGGUCCCGCUAAAGGUUUGCUUCUAGCAAUCAGGUCACCGUUUAAUCGGUUAUUCACUGGAAAGAACAAUGUCGGUGAACGUUCGUACCUUCGAUCCGGCGAUGCGAGUCCUGUCUAG
Messenger RNA from Thlaspi arvense, 1125 nucleotides. The record is from the annotation of a GenBank genome assembly. NCBI's taxonomy places the organism in Eukaryota, Viridiplantae, Streptophyta, Magnoliopsida, Brassicales, Brassicaceae.